This is a messenger RNA of Eurypyga helias (sunbittern), 1548 nucleotides long. RefSeq names its product caseinolytic mitochondrial matrix peptidase chaperone subunit (gene CLPX). Gene Ontology annotation, cellular component: mitochondrial matrix. The annotation marks the transcript as partial. Gene Ontology annotation, biological process: proteolysis; protein catabolic process. Lineage: Eukaryota; Metazoa; Chordata; Aves; Eurypygiformes; Eurypygidae. The record is from RefSeq and is a predicted model, not a curated record. Gene Ontology annotation, molecular function: ATP hydrolysis activity; zinc ion binding; protein dimerization activity. The transcript has 10 exons.
UGUUUUUUAGGUAUUACUUGUGGUCGGACACGCAUCCCUGUUUUAGGAAAACUUGGGACUUUUGAAACUUGUUCUCUAAGACGGAUUCCUCUUAGAAACUUUUCGGAAACACCAGCGUAUUUUGCAUCAAAGGAUGGUGCGAGCAAGGAUGGUUCUGGAGAUGGAAGCAAGAAGUCUGUCGGUGAGGGGAGUGGUAAGAAGUCAAGCUCUGGAAGCUCUGGGAAAGGAGGGAACCAGCUGCGCUGCCCGAAGUGUGGCGACUUGUGCACACACGUGGAGACAUUUGUGUCUUCCACCCGUUUCGUGAAGUGUGAAAAGUGUCACCAUUUUUUUGUUGUACUGUCAGAGGCAGACACAAAAAAGAGCAUCAUUAAAGAGCCCGAGUCAGCAGCAGAAGCUGUGAAAUUGGCAUUCCAGCAGAAGCCGCCGCCUCCACCGAAAAAGAUUUAUAACUACCUCGACAAAUACGUUGUUGGUCAGUGUUUUGCCAAGAAGGUGCUUUCGGUUGCUGUGUACAAUCAUUACAAGAGGAUCUACAAUAAUAUCCCAGCUAACCUGAGGCAGCAAGCAGAAGUUGAAAAACAGACUUCCUUAACACCGAGAGAAUUAGAAAUCAGAAGACGGGAGGAUGAGUACAGAUUUACAAAACUACUGCAGAUUGCUGGAAUCAGUCCACACGGUAAUGCUUUAGGAGCAUCAAUGCAGCAACAAAUGAACCAGCAGAUACCUCAGGAAAAACGGGGAGGAGAAGUACUAGAUUCAGCCAAUGAUGACAUAAAACUUGAAAAAAGUAAUAUUUUGCUGCUUGGACCAACUGGAUCAGGUAAAACCUUGCUGGCUCAGACUCUAGCUAAAUGCCUAGAUGUACCUUUUGCUAUCUGUGACUGCACGACCUUGACUCAAGCUGGCUAUGUUGGUGAAGACAUCGAAUCUGUCAUUGCGAAACUCCUGCAAGAUGCCAACUACAACGUGGAAAAAGCUCAGCAAGGAAUUGUUUUUCUGGAUGAAGUAGAUAAGAUUGGCAGUGUUCCCGGUAUUCAUCAGUUACGGGAUGUUGGAGGAGAAGGUGUUCAACAAGGCUUGUUAAAAUUGCUAGAAGGCACAAUAGUAAAUGUUCCAGAAAAGAAUUCUCGUAAACUACGUGGAGAAACGGUGCAGGUUGACACAACAAACAUCCUCUUUGUAGCUUCUGGUGCUUUUAAUGGUCUUGACAGAAUUAUCAGCAGGAGGAAAAAUGAAAAAUAUCUAGGAUUUGGGACACCGUCUAACAUGGGAAAAGGCAGAAGAGCUGCGGCAGCAGCUGAUCUUGCGAAUAUCAGCGGAGAGUCGGAUCCACAUGAAGAUAUUGAAGAAAAGGAUCGCUUGCUGCGUCACGUGGAAGCCAGAGAUCUCAUUGAGUUCGGCAUGAUUCCCGAAUUUGUGGGACGUUUGCCCGUUGUGGUUCCUCUGCACAGCCUAGAUGAGAAAACCCUUGUGCGGAUUCUUACGGAGCCACGAAAUGCUGUGGUGCCUCAGUACCAGGCGCUGUUCAGCAUGGACAAGGUUUGA